Aethina tumida (small hive beetle) is the source of this 1407-nucleotide messenger RNA. Its product is annotated as leucine-rich repeat-containing protein 71-like. The record is from RefSeq and is a predicted model, not a curated record. Lineage: Eukaryota; Metazoa; Arthropoda; Insecta; Coleoptera; Nitidulidae. The transcript is spliced from 6 exons. Bases 78 to 1340 code for a protein of 420 amino acids. Gene Ontology annotation, molecular function: protein binding.
UUCUGAAUAAUGAAUUCAUUAUUUUCAAUUUGUAAAUACGUCAUGUCUUGUUGACAAAUUGACAACGAACCAGAAACAUGUCUAGCUUUGUAAAGGAGUCGAAAAGGAAGACUUCUCGCCACUCUAGUUCUGCCUCAAUAGAUUACGAACAAAUAUUCUUAUACAGGUUCAAGCAGCAAUGUGUGAAGAACAAACUUGAACCAACACCUAUAUUAACAUGUAUAAAUCAAAAUGUUGGCAAGCCCAGACAACUAAUGACUAAACACGGAGAAAUCAUACUUUAUAAAGAUCCUGACAGUAAUACGGAAAUGAUAAUUGUUAAAAAUUGGAACGUCCCAGAAGCUAUUCUUAUAACAAUAGGCCAAAGUCUUGACUAUUCAAAUAUUAGGAUAUUAAAACUGGAAUUCUGUAAUCUUCACGAGGGACAUGUAUCGAUUUUAGAGACAAUUUUAUUGAACAAUAUUAAUAUAAUGGAACUGAAUUUAAGUGGCAACCCACUUCUAAGAUCAUUCUUGCACGAUAUUAUAAAUACUGGUAAUCUGAAUUAUAUUUCCAUGAGGUUUUGUCAAAUUGAUUCAGAAGAUACGAAAAGAAUUUUUAGCGUAUUGAAAACAUUCAACAGUAGUCGCGUAUUAUAUCUUAAUUUGUCGACCAAUAACAUUAAUGACGGUGGAUGUAUAUACAUAGCGGAAGUGUUAAGGAUAAACCGAUCGCUAUUGUCUUUAAAUCUUGCAGACAAUAAAAUUACAGAUGUAGGAUGCGAAAUAAUCGCCAGUGCAUUCAAAACAUUUCAGUUAACACCUGAAGAGAUCUUCGAAAAAAGAAAAGCAAAGUUUAAUUUUCUCAAAACGGUCGAUUCGAAAACAAAUACGGGUAAAGAAUUAACUAAAAAGUCAUCUAGAACAUCUACGAAAAAAAUAAAAUCCAGGUCAAUAAUAAAAGAUAGAAGCUCAACUACCACUCAGAGCUCCACAAGAAGCAGCAAAGCUUCUUUAAACGUAUUAGAGACAAAAGUUUGUCAACAUCCGUUUGUUAUUGACUCAUAUGAAGAGAAUAGUAAUAUCUAUUGUAAGGGAAACAAUAGCAUGAAUCACCUGAAUCUUUCAUACAACAAAAUAGGGGAAAUUGGAAUAACAUAUAUAUUAAGUGCGGUGCUCCAUCAAAAGGAAGAGUUCAAAGCUAGAGGUUUAACAGAGGUACUGCUGGAGGGAAACGACUGUAAAUCGGACUGUAGUCAGUUACAAUCCAUAAACGAAAUACUUUCCACAAAAUGCGGAGAAAGCUUGGAAGGUCUACAAAAGCUCGCCUCAAAGACCAGGAGGCACUCGCAAAAAAUUUAAAUUUACCGCGAAGAACUAAUCACCAUGCAUUAACACAACAAUAGAUAAAUUCAUAUGAAAGUCGGAC